AUGCCCAGUUUGGAUGCUGUCACAGGAGCGAUGCUCACCAAUUUUGUGUGUUUUGUGCCAAGCGUGCUGCUGUUGCUGAGCCGGAGACCGAACGGGCUCACCAUUGUUUUUGUUGUUGUUGAUAUUGUCUGUAUCACAGUGCAAGCGGUUGCAUUUUGGGCGCUACCGUGCUCUGCCACCGAUCCGGACGUUUGCCCGUUUCGCUGUCAAACUAAGCGAACGGCGUUCCAAGACCUACGUAUUUAUAUCAAUGUGGAAAUGCAUUGUCUACUUGCUCAUGGUUUUCCUGGUGCUUACCAGUAA
This is a messenger RNA of Gongylonema pulchrum, 303 nucleotides long. The record is from the annotation of a GenBank genome assembly. NCBI's taxonomy places the organism in Eukaryota, Metazoa, Nematoda, Chromadorea, Rhabditida, Gongylonematidae.